GUUGUUCUUGCAAGGCAAGAGAUAAAUGAGGCAUAUUCCCAAUUCUUAAAUUCUUAUCUCUAAUCACUGUCGUAUUAUGUCUUGUUUUAUGUCUUGUAUGUUUUGUCUGCCCACUAAUAACUUUGUCUACGCCCUAGCACAGUGGCGGAAUUAUCUAAAAUAUACUGUGAAUUUUUCUCUGAUUUGAUUCCUAUAUAAUGUAAAGCUGAAAGAUUUUCACGAGACCUUCCAAAGAUCCCAAGAGGUCUAGUACUAUUUCUAAAUUGAAGACAAGUUUAGUCAAUAAAUAUAAAUAAACUGAAGCUUAAAAUGGCUGCUAUUACAUUGUAUUGACAAACACCUUGUUAAUCACCUUCUACUAGAGUAUCAUAAGUUGAAAUCUUGAGAGUCUAUUGACUUAAACAAUAUACAUUAACCAUGUAAAACUAACUAAACUAACAUUAAAACCACUCACAGUCGAUCUCGAAAGAACAAUUAACAUAUCGUAUAAAUUCUCCUUUAGAGCACUCUAUCCUUACCUAGUACGUAAGUUAAAAAUAAUCCAAUCACUGAUAUUGCAUUAACACUAUAUAUAUAUAUAUAUAUAUAUAUUGAGCUUGCGAAUGUGAAUAAGGUUAAGCAAUGAAAGUAGGUUAUAAGAUCAUUUUCAUUAAAACAAUAAUCGUUGACGAUAAACCUAAUAUCGAUAUGGGCAUGAUCGACGUCAAUCUAGUUUUAACCCGAUUGGAGCUAGCUAAAUAUUCGAAGAAUCUAGUUUGGAGCUUGAUACAAAGCAAAUUCGUUUACUUAGGUUGCCCUAUCUUAAAUGAACAUAUCUUCAUGAACGUUUUAGUGGUCGUGUUCAAUGGGCAACAUUCAAUUUACCUGCACUUGCCUUAAAUUGCAACAUCACACAAUUUAAUGGCUAUGACGCCUGCACCGAUUGUAAGGUACAUGCGAUUGCUAUUGGUAAACAAAUUUAUUAUCAAUAUUCUGCUCAGUCAUCUUCACCGAAACCAGAUAAUGAUUAUGUAAUGUCAAGACGAACAACUAAUUCACCGAAAUCAGUUUUACAUGGGGUUACAGAACCAACAACCUUAAUCGAAAUACUAUUAUUUCCUGCACAAAUCCCAAACGAUUACAUGCAUUUAGUCCAUGUGGGACAUUUUAAAACAUUAGUUAAUUAUUGGAAUAAUUUUUUCUUUAUACAAGAUGUAUUUGAUCAACUUUUGCCAUUGAAUCAAUUUUAUCAAUGGAAGCUCAUUCGAACUUCUUCUAUCCCUUGUAUAGCAACCAAUACUCCUCAAUGGUCAACGACGUCGAAUGAAAGAUCUCAGAGACAGGCUAAAACUGUAGAGACUGUCCUUAUAACAGAUGGAUGCGUUGUAGGUGGUAGUACAACAGAACAACGAACGAUCAUCCGUGAUCCUUGUGUUAGUAACUGUGGCGAUGCAUUUUCGGAUGAUGAGUUGAGAUUUUUGACUAUAGCUGGCCCCUUUCAACCUGUGUUAUCACAUUAUCCUGUGAACCAAGAUUUGAAGAGUAAAGGGCAGACGUGUAAAUUCGCUGCAAAAUGGUUUGAAGAAUUUCCUUAUUUGGAAUAUAGUAUUAUCAAGAAUGCAGCUUUUUGCUUUGCUUGUCGUCUGUUUGGUUCGGGACCGGGAGCAGAACAAUCGGAAAAAGCAUGGGUGAUUGAUGGGGUAUCCAACUGGGGUAAGAUGAAAGGUCGUGGUAAAGACAAAUUAGGCAAGUUGGCUCAACAUUUUCAAUCAAUAUCGCACACCGCAGCUUUAAAUCGUUUAUCGAACUUCAAUAGAAAAACCACUAAUGUUGAUUUAAUGGUUGAUACUAACAGAAAAAAAGCUGAUCAACAACGUGCAGCUCUGAUGAAAUAUAACCAAACGGUUGUGUCCAAAUUGCUCGAUAUUUCGCGAUUUCUUUGUCGUCAAGGCUUGGCUUUUCGGGGCAGUAUUGAACGGAUUAGCCCGUCGAAUUACAUCUCCGUAACGACUGAUUCGACCCCAGAUGUUUCUAAACGGGAGAUGUAUUCUAUCAUUGUACGUUUUGUCAGGAAUUUUGAAAUUGAAGAACGUCUGGUCGAAUUCGAUGAACUAGCAUCGAAGGUUGAAGCAGAUAUUGUUAGCUUUAUGCUAAACUCGUUUAGAAAAUUCAAAAUUGAUACAUCCAAAAUAAUUGGACAUAGUUAUGAAGGUGCAAAUAAUAUGACGGGUGUAAACAUUGGUGCUAAAACUUUGUUGAACCAAGAACUGAGUUCAAAAUUAAUAUUCAUUCCAUGUGGUGGUCAUAAAUCAAAUAUCGGUAUGUUCGUUUAUACAUGGAUCGAUAGAUAG
Molecule: messenger RNA, 2330 nt
Organism: Didymodactylos carnosus
Lineage: Eukaryota; Metazoa; Rotifera; Eurotatoria; Philodinida; Philodinidae
Source: the annotation of a GenBank genome assembly